Messenger RNA from Tilletiaria anomala UBC 951, 4590 nucleotides. RefSeq lists its product as uncharacterized. Lineage: Eukaryota; Fungi; Basidiomycota; Exobasidiomycetes; Georgefischeriales; Tilletiariaceae. Bases 342 to 4271 code for a protein of 1309 amino acids. The record is from RefSeq and is a predicted model, not a curated record. The transcript has 2 exons.
CUGUGGGUGUCAGCCCGCGAAGCAGGGGAGAGGAAACCGGGCGCAGCUUCGCGUCCAAGUCUGACGCAUUGACGGCUAGAACAGCGGAGGACACUGACGGCCUCGGCGAGGACGAAAGAGAGGGUGAAGACGAAGAUGACGAAGAUGGCGAGGGGACCCCGCACACGCCGCGCGACUCGCCUUGGACGGCCGAACCGCUGGCACUGCUCGACGCUAAGACGGUGCGCUACCCACCUGCGGCGACAUACGCAAUCGGUCCUCAGCGCCCUGUACCUCCAUCUCCCGCAUCAGCGCACGUCGACCCGCUGGGCCCGCUGAGCCUUGGUCCCCGCUCGGUACCCAUGGCGCGUGCCGCUUCCGAAACGCGCGACCAGUGUCCGAAGCCGAGCACCGGAGGCGUGUUGACGCGCUUUCGCCUCCGCAGCGCUGUCAGCUCGCAGGGCUUAUCGACACGUGCGGCGUCCUCCUCUGGCUCCGGCUCGGCCUCUGGUGCAGGCUCGCUCGUGGUUUCGCCAUGUGCGCUCGCAGUCCGCAGCGAGGAUCUGCCGUUGCCACAUCACCACGCUGCUCAGGCCGUCGGUGGCCUCGAGGUGCCGUUGAUCUACGACGUUGACAGUGCAGAGAGGAUGCACCAUUCGAGCCCCUCGCUGAUGGGCCGACAGAACGGGAGCGAGCGCGCGCAUGCGAUGCCUCUCAGUCCCACGAUGGCAUCGCCGAGCCCAGAUAGCACAGGGCGCAGCUUCUUUCCGGACCUGAUUAAAGGCAGGAGGCGCAAAGACACGCUUCGCAGCCACGCGCCCGCGUCCGCACCUGCUCCGACCGACUACGGCCUUGGCAGCCCAAGCGUGUCCGUAGGCACCUGCAGCCGCGCAGGCGAAUUCCCUCCCGCCCCGGCGAGGCAAACGAGCGAGACCAGCAGCGCGGGCGGCGGCUGCGCAGCGAUGGCCGCCACGUCGCAAGCCCCGGUGGCGGCGACGGACCCUGUUGUGUGGCACCAGCGUUUUGCGAACGAAGUGCUCGAGCAGGAAAUGCGGGAGCAGGAGGCGAUCGCGCAGGCGCUCAUGGAUCAUCGGCUUGAAAAGGUCAAAAAGUCUAAGGACGGCGCAAAGGACAAGGAGAAGGGCACACGCAGCUUCGGGUUGCGCCACAUGUUCACCAAGAGCGGUCGCAACCUUAAGGAGGAGGUCAGGAGGGGGCAACUAGUGGAUAAGGGGCGCCAGCAGGAAGCGGACAGAACGUCUCCGCCCCUGCCCCUUUCGCACAGCUUUGAUAACUCGCACGCGACGUCGAUGCCGCCUCUGCCGGGUCCUGUGGAGCGCGAGGACGCGCGCAUCUCACACGACACGCGUUCGGUCUGGAGCCGGCCGUCGGCGGGCAACGCGAGCUUCUGUAGCAGUAGCAGGGCUAGUACCGCGGCCUCGUUGCUCAGCGCGGACCAGCGCAGCAGCGCCGCAGGUGACACCUCCGCUGACACGUCCUUUAGCUCCGCCGAUACGUCGUUUAGUUCCGCUGACAGCAUAUCGUACAAGUACAGCGUCAGCAUCCCUACAGAGUCCUCCGCCAUGUCCACAUCAUACCCGUCUGGCGAGAUGGCCACGCGCAAAGGCAGCAUCAACUCGCGCGCAUCCAUCGUAACGAGCAGUUCAUCUGCGCGCUCUGCCAACGGCAGCGGCAGCGGGCCGAGUGACGCGCCAGCAUCCGCGUCCACAUUAGCGUCACUCACGCCCUUGGGAUCGAUCACUUCCUUCAAGUCUUCCGGCAGCGGCGGGAGUGAUGUGCCGAGCCUUGCACCCAUCGGCUUCAGAGGCAGCUUUGGGUCCAAUCUCCUGGAGGAGGCAUUCAAGGCCGGCAUGGCCGAAGACCGUGAUUCCGUCGUAGCUCAGCUUAGAAGACGCAGCAGAUCCGGAUCCUCCACCAGCCAGCAGAGCAGCAUGUCUUGCAAGCCUCCUGUCAUCAUGCGUCGCACAAGCAGCGCUCUCAACGGUGCUAAGCUGCUCGAUGCAAACCUGCCUCCGCCCAUCCAAGAGGAAGCCCGGCCGCAAUGUGAUGCUCCGUCCAGCGACGCUACCAUAAUAGCUCAUGUGCAAGCUUCCGUCAACUCGGAGGUCCUGCAGCCGCCUUGCAAGGACAAAUCUCAGGUCGGGCUCUCCACUCCGAAGGCUUCAGAGAUCAACCGGUCGGCGCAGAGAGGGGCAAACCCCCGAAGUCCCACCAGCCCCAAGCAGCGCGCACUGACCGGAAAGCUUGCAUCACAGUUAGCCAUGCUGCCUAGUCUUAGCUCGUCCUUAGGCUUGUGUUUGCAGCACACCGCAGCAGCGGCGACAACAGUAGCGGUGGCACCGGUUAUAGUCGCCCAUACGGUGGAUUCAACCGCAUCGUUGCCCCCAGAGGAAUACUGGCGCGCGUAUGCAAAUGGGCAGAUUGAACUUAACGACCCUGUGACCCCCACAUUCGUGUCCGCAUCUCAGGAUGGCUUGCGCAUUCACAUGGCUGCUAUGUCGCCAAAUCUGGAGGCAAUACAGAACGCGACCAGUCCCACCGACCUUUCCUUUCCACCACCGCCUUUGCGCGCUUCGGAGGGCGGGCGUGGAUUUGAAACUCCCCUGCUCCUCUCAUCGUGCGAGGCCCAACGCUUCCAGGCCACGCUUGCCGCCGUUAAGGCCGUCAUCAACGUGCGGGAGACAAGUCGGCGCCUGCAUAGCAUCCUCGAGCGCGUGUGUGGCGCCAUGCGUCUCGAAGAAGUCAAAGUCGACGCGGUGCUGAAUACCUCCGUCGUCUGUCUCGCAAGAGCUUGCGCAGGUGCUUCAAGCAUGGAUGGCGGCGAUGUUUUCAAGACAAAGGCCUGCGCCUCCACAGUCACAGAUGCCUUUGCAUUUGUUGGGUUGCGCUCCACAUCAAUCGCCGGCCACACGGUGCUUUGCACAGACAAUGCCUCGCUCGUGAUUCGUGAUAUCGAAGCUGACUGGCGAUUCAGGGGCCUGCCCGUAGCAUCCUCAGCCCGCUUCUAUGCCGGCAUACCUAUACGGGACGCACAGGGACACGCCAUAGCAGUGCUUUCCCUUUGGGCUCGAACUGCACGACCUGAUGGCCUUACAGCCAGCCAGCAAAAGCUGCUCAGCCUCGCCUCAAGGGAAGCAGCAGCUGAGCUGGAGGCUUCUCGUCGCUCCGCGCUGGACUUAAAGCUGAGAGAGUUGGACCAGAGCGUGCGCGAAUGGGCGUACGCAGUGUCUCAUCCAACAGACAGUGUAGACACGGCUUCGCUCGCAACGUCAAAGCCGCCAACGGCACCAAUCAGCAGUCCCAGUCCAUCUUUAGCUGAACGACGUAACGUCAAGAUUCCAUCAGAGCUGCUCCUCCCUUCUUUGCGGUCCAUACCUGAGUCAUUGCACCCAGAAUUCAUUCGGCUCCAGAAGGCGGUCGAUGCAAUGUCACAAGCACUGCAAGUUGAGACGGUAUACCUUGCAUCAGUUGAUUCCGACCCACUCAAUGCCACCGCCAUUGCCUCCUCCAAAGGCAGUUCCAGGAGCGUCGCGUGCCUCGAUGCGCCUCUGCACCUGUGCGCACUUGCGUCGACAAGUCAGGGUCUGCGUUGGCGUGGUGAUCGCGCGUCACAGCUGAUCGGUACAACAGGCUGCAACUCUUCAUUCACUAUACGGUGCGAGACUGAAGAGCAAGCACGUUCGAAGGCUUUCGGAAGGGGCUGGGUCCUUGGUCUCGUCGCUCCUACAUUUGACUUUGAAGCACCAGAGGUGGUAAUGUACAUUCAGCGCUUUGCGCGCUUGCUCGGAAUUGUGCUGUACGAGGAAGAGUCAGCCCGAACCUCAUCGAUCGCAACGCUGACAGCCGGUCAGCCAACCAAGGAGCGAUCUCACCAUCUGCAUACGUCACCCAUGCAGCAGCAGCAGCAGCGUCGGAAGGAGGCAUAUUUAGCGAGUAGCAAGGACUCUGCGCUUUUUUUGCGGUCCCCAAUACCUAAAGUGCAGGUAGAUCGUCCCCUCCCUUCGCAUCCCGGGAGGACACAGGUCGGUACACGUGUUCUCCCAGCCGCCUCUCCGCCGCCUGCCAGUCCUCUCCCGCUUCCACCCAUGACGCUCCCAGACCCCCCUGUGUACGUGUCCUCACCAUCUUUGUCAUCCAGGGAGCACGGCAGCAACACGCAUUCGCCGCCCAAGCGCGAAGUACAACUGCCCCCGGGACACAUUUUGAACGGCAUUUCGCCACCACGUUCGGCUGCUCCUGUGAAGCAAGGGGCACUGGGCACCUGUCAGUAGCAGUCGCUGCUGCGAGCUUUACUAUCGACGUCAAAGACGCAGGCGGUACUACCGAUAGUGGCAUGCGACGAGACUGGUGCCAGAAAUGGACACCCUGACUGUGGUCGGUUCUUCGCCUGGCGGCCGGAUGGCAUGGUUCGGAUGCGGAGUUCGAGAAGGUACUGCAGCUGGAAUCUGUUGAGCAGUGGAUUGCUCAUGGCUUACUUAAGGCGUGCCCCUUGCUGCGCUUGGAUACUCGAGCCGAAGAAGUAACACAACACAUUCCUUUGGCUUCGAACGGGGCCCUUGGCUCUGAACACCCACACAUACCCGCGCUCUU